Molecule: messenger RNA, 3310 nt
Organism: Paramuricea clavata
Lineage: Eukaryota; Metazoa; Cnidaria; Anthozoa; Malacalcyonacea; Plexauridae
Source: the annotation of a GenBank genome assembly
AGUUAACUCGAGUCGUGCAACUUCGGUCAACUCCGAUUCAUCAAGGGACAAAAUCAAUUGGAAUUUUUCGCGCAAGGAAAAAUACAUUGAAUAUAUUGCGCAAAUAUAUACUACUACGAAGACGAAAAUAUGUUUGGGAAAGGAAAAUCGGUUCAACAUUCAGUUUUUCCGACCCACAAUGGAGUCCUGUCACACGCGGCUGCGUUUGUGGUCACCGUCGGUUUCGUGAUGUACACAUCCUCCGAUAGAAAGCAAGAAGGCUUGUCGCCAUUGGUCAAGACUAUCGUACAUUUCAUUCAUUUGUUUAGCUUUUCAACGUGGGUCGGAAUUCAGUUUUGGAUCCAUGUGUCAGGUACGAAAUUGCUCAUCAAUUAACAACAUCGAAAACUUCAUGAAAUUAGCUGCACUGUAAAAAUGUUUAAUUGGUGAAAUUGAACAUUUUGGAUUUGGCUAUGUAAUAAAAACCUUUUUUCCUCAGCUAUGCGGUAGGCCAUCAGCCAUAGACGUACUGUUCACUAUAGUGUAACUGUGAAAGAUUAUCUUUCAUAAAUAGUCUGAAAGUAUACACCAUUAUUUUGGUCAGUGUUUCAAUUUUUUUACCCCUAUUAGAGUAUACUGCAUGUGUAGUGCCAUACUAUUUUGAAAGGAGAAAUCCUGAAUAUAAGUCUAUAUAUGCAUGACAAUUUCGUUAUCAUUAGACAAUUUUUGAACGUACCAAUGUAAUAUUCUGCUCGGUCAAGGUCAGAAGGACAAAAUCACGGGUGACGCAUUCACCAAAACACUUUUGACUGACUGUCUUUUCUCGGAGAUGUAUUCAAUAACUGAUGACCUUGUCCUUGUGAGUUGCCCUUGAUAUUAAAAUAUUUGUUUCAAAUUAAGAAACACAAAACAGUUCGUCUAUCUGGAGUAAAAAACUAACAACCGAAACUAUAGCUUAUCUUUUCGGCAUUCCUUGUGAUUUUGUUACAGUAUACUUUCAUCAUCGUUUUCGGUCCUGAUUAUAAUUUACACAGUUUUGAAUUAAAGAUGCGGUACAGUCCGAUCUGCGCAUGUGCACAAAGGAGCCCUCUUUUUACUGAUUUACAAACAGUUUAUUUAGAUUUUUAUUUCGUUUUAUGUUCUUGCAAAGCUUGAUUGUUGUAUGUCUGUUGAUAAUUUAUUCGACUCUAGAAUCAUGAAAAUAUAAAUAGUUGUCGAAUAAAAUUCAUUAUUUUGGAUACCGAAAUGUAAACAAAUCUUUUGUUUACAUACGGAUUCAGUACCGCAUCUUUAAUGUUUAUUUUUUCUUUGUAUUUUCCCGCUAAAAUGUUGUCCCACUUCACUUGACUGUGAGUCCUACCUAGUGCAAGCAUGGGUCGUACGUUUCUCAUAUGAACAGAUUAACAGAAUUGAAUUUUAUUGAGCGUUUACAAAGGACAUGCUGCACAUGCACGCAGAUUUCACUAGCUCAGUUGAGGUUUCCCAGUAAACUAGGCUCAUAUAUGAGUGAAUAGGCACUAUUUUUGCACAAGUGACUGAUAACAAAUCGUAUUAGUUGAUUGGUCAAAUUUGACGUAUUAAGCUGUUAUUUUCAUCAUUCACCUACAGGUGAAUAUAACAAAACCGAAAUUUUCAAAAUGGCAGCUAGCUGUUUUGUGGAAGUUACUAUAAUAAAGAAAUAAGCGAAAUUAAAAUAAAUUCAGUCCCAAAAAACACAAAAGACUUGUAAAAAUACAAAAAACGUGUAAAAAUACUAAAACAAUUAUUCGCCUCAGGCUCGGUGUUCGUCUCGGUGAAUAUUCCCCGAUAAUCACCUCGCGCCUUCGGCGAAUAAUUGUUAAAUAUUCAUCAGUACUACCAAUUAUAGGUAUGAGUAUUAAAAAUGAAAUUUCUUUUGUAUUUUAGGCUUUACAAUGUACAAAACAUUAAAGAGGACAGCUUUUAUGGCAGUUCAAAAUAAGAUGUUCCCAAUGUAUUUCAUGGCAGGAUUUAUAACGAGUUCGGUCGCUUUACUAACACAUCUCCAUAUCAACUCCGUUAUCUCAUGGCAAAAUGACAGAAUUGCUUUCUAUCAGGUGAGAUAUGGUUAUGAUGUACUAUUAAGUAUAUACACGUUUACAAUAUUAUAUACUAAACUGACUACUGCGAAUAAACUUUUUCGCUUUUGCUAAUCAGUUUUUAUUCCCUCACUUUUUAGACUGUCGGAUUGAUGGUGUCGCUAAUGUGUUGCGUGUUAAAUCUCACAUACCUCGGUCCAGAAACCGUCCGUCUCGUAGAGCUCAGAGCGGCUCGUCUCCAGGUCCUGGGAAUCAAAGAUGGCGUCGGGCCAGUAUGUGUGAACCUCGUGAAGAACGAUGCAGAAUAUAUGUCGAUAAGAAAAUCGUUUUUAAUAAUGCAUGCAUUUUGUUCGUUCGUGAACCUUUUCUGUUACGGCGCUUGUGGUGUAAAUAUUUGGUGCUUGGCUAGCAAACAUACAUUGUUAUAAGACAUUAGGAUUCAGCACCAGACCAGACUAAUUAAAUUAAAUUAAAUUUAAUUUAUUAACUUUGCCAGAUUCAAAAACGUUAACACAAAAACUGGCAGGGCAAUGGCAGAAGCUUGCGCCAAUUGCCGCGAUCCCUACUAAAUGUUAGACAAAUAUAUACUAGGGCUCAUAGAAAAAAUCAACUAUAUAUUACUAACGAACUAUCAGAUUAGUUAAGGCCAUGUUACACGGUGCAAUUUUUCUUGCAACUUGCAAUGCAAUUCUACUCUUGAGAGAUGUAAAAUUGCCAAAUACGAGUCUUCAUUACACUCCGCUGAUGUUUUCUCAAAAUAUCGAAAAUUCUUCACUGAUUUCACUAAUUAACAUCUCUCAAGAGUAGAAUUGCAUUGCAAGUUGCAAGAAAAAUUGCACCGUGUAACAUGGCCUUUACUUUUCACAUUGCGACCCACUGGACCACUUUAAGUUGGUUCACUGUCGCCGACAAAUCGCGCGUAGUUUUUGACUACCGUCGACUGUUCGCCGAUGAAUUACGACAGCCGCGGUUCAACAGAAUCGACUCGAUUUGUCGGCGAUUUUGUGUCGGUUCAGUGACGGAUGCAAAUGAGUGAACUCGCGCACAAAAGUAUAUAGAGUCGCUUUUCAGAAGUGAAUAAUUUACAAUCAGUCUAAGCCGGUCUUUUGCAUGUCAUUUAUUCAAUCACAUCUGCCAAGAGGAGAAAAAUCGGCGACAGAACCAGGCUUAUAGGAAACGAUUAUAGAUUCUACAAAACAGAACAUUGAAUAGUGUAAAUAACAUGAUUGCAGUUUAUUUUAUAAUAAUCAGUAUUUAUAAAAACAUAGGUUUAA